Messenger RNA from Acanthocheilonema viteae, 5949 nucleotides. Lineage: Eukaryota; Metazoa; Nematoda; Chromadorea; Rhabditida; Onchocercidae. The record is from the annotation of a GenBank genome assembly.
AUGCUAGAAUCAAAGGAUUCUUCACUUCGUAAUCUUAUUGAUAUUUACAAAAACUCCAAUAAUGCUGUGGAAUUUAUAAGCAAUUUUGAACAAUAUCUUAGUUUGUGCUUGCCGUCCUAUGCUUGGAUUGGAUUGAUGUUUUUAUUAGUCAUAUGGGGCCUUAUACAUAUAAUAGUUGGUACUAUUAACAUACCAUUUUGUCCAUCACGUCCAAUGAUUCCAUUAUUUUUAAUCGUCAUGGGUUGUUUGUACAUUUUCUGGGGUUUGCUACGAAUCUAUGCCUUCUGUCCACGUUCACGUGCAGAUACGUUAGGCAUUGAUUUAUCAUGUAAAGCACUCGAAAUUUUAAUGAUUGUAACGAUACUUGUUUGGCUUUUCCUGGAUUACCAUUCGCAAAUUGAGCCCAUGCCCGCUGGUAUAUUUGGUAGUGCGGUUGUUCUUGGUGGGUUGUAUUGCAGGGCAAUGUUUCCCACUGGUAAUCCACCUUUUACGACACCUAAUGCUCAACAAAACGCCAAUAAUAUGAAUUUGGCAGCGGCAGCACUUUAUUUACAUCCAUCGUUGGGCAUAACAAAUCAAGCGUAUACCCAAUUUUAUCAACAGGCUCAAGGUCAAGCGCAAUUAACUCAGCAACAACAACAACAGCAACAGCAACAGCAACAACAGUUACAGCGCCAGUUUGAGCAACUAGUGGUGGCACAAGCGGCGCAGAAUGCCCAUGUUCAUUUACAAGCAAUUCAGCAACAGCAGCAGCAACAAGCAUUUCAAAAUCAGCAGACUCAAGCACAGAAUCAGCAAAAAAUGCAAGCUGCGCAACAGCAUGCACAAUUACAACAAAGUCAAGCACAAGCUGUCCAAAUACAACGCUUGAAUGCAUUAAGGCAAAGCAAUCAGCAUGUGUCACAUUCUCAUUCGAUCCGAGGAUCUACACCUGAUGUUGUGAAGUCACGUCAGGAGAUUCAGGCUGAAGCGGAUGCUCGCCGACGGCGUUCAUUAAUUGCAGAUUUUAUGGUUGCAUCAAAUUCGGCCACAUUUUUAGAUGAAAGAAGACGUUCGGAUUCUAUCAGUGGUGGUUUAUUUGGUGAAAUGAAGAGAUCAGAAACAAUGGGCAGUGAAUUCAGCUUGAUCGCUGAUGAAACAACAGAACGCAAGAAGAAUUCAAUAACCGACCAUUUGGAAGCAGUUGAAAAAGAGAAAAAGCUUGUUGAUAGUCAGAUUACUAUUAUACAACGGAAAAAGGAACAGUACGAAAGUGAAUUGGCUAAGAUAUCGAGCGAUAGCGCAGAUAAUGAUAAAGAAAAUGAUGACACUGCUGAAGAUAUCGAUUCAAUGAGUCUAGUUGAAAGAAUUUAUGCUGAAAAUCGAAAGAAGGCACAUCGGGCUGGAGCUCAAAUGCCUUCUGUUCUGGCGCCUUCAACUGCAACAAUUCCGCAAUAUCGGAAUCCAUGGGACAGCGCCCUAGUACAACAGACGAUUGAGCGAUACAAAACGGUGAAGCCUUAUCUAGUGAAAAUGCUAACAGAGCAUCGGCAAAACGAUUUGCUGGCGCAAAAAUAUCAAACUGAAAAAUACAAUGUGAUGUAUGCAGAAUGGUUGAAGAAAGAUGAAAGAUACUGCAAAAGUCAGAAGAAAGUUGCUCGUGAUGAAAAGCAUCGUGAAAUAUUUGAAAAAACGUUUCCGGAAUUGAAAAAAACGCGAGAGGAACGAGAGCGAUGUGGAAGAAUUGGACUUUUGUCCAUAGAGCAAUUGGAACAGGAUGAAGAGUAUAAAAGACGACGUGCAGCUGCUGCAUUACCACCGAUGAUGAUGAAUGCAAGAAUGCGCAAUGCGCCAUUUUAUGUAGAUUUGAAUGGAGUUGUCGUAGAUGCGCUGGCGGAUCAUAAUGCUCAUAUUGAAUAUUUCUUGGAAAAGUGGACAGAUGAUGAGAAACAAGUAGGACAGGAGCAAAUUAUUACAUAUGGCAAAAAUUUUGCGGCUAUAGCUGAAUUUCUUGAUCGAAAAAGUGUAAAAGAUUGUGUUCUAUAUUAUUACUUGACCAAAAAGCGUCAAAACUACAAAGCAUUGAUGGGAAAGAAGCGGAAAAAGCCACCAAGAUGUUACAAACCACCAGUAAUGCCACGACUUGAAGAAGUAGCAUUAAAGGCACCGCAGGAUGCUAAUGAUGUGACCAUUGUUGGUUCGCGAGAACUUGAGUGUUGUAUUUGUAAAGCGAAAGUGAUUAGUGGUUCAAAUACUGGUCGAGUACUUACUCGUUUAACAUUGGAUGCAUCCGGUUAUGAUGCCAGCUCAGCGAACGAAAUCGAUAUUUGUGUAUGCCAAAAGUGUAAGGCAAAAGGAAUUAAACCAAAAACUGUAACACGUUGCCAAAUUGGUACGUGCCACAAUCCGCGUCGAAAAGUGAAGCCAACGCGACCAAUGCCAGUGAAAUGGAAAUUAAUAACGGAUGAACAGAAACAGUUUUUAAUGCAUCAGAUGUUGAUACCAGAAGAUAUUUUAAAAUGUUGCCCCGCGUGUCAUAAGAAGAUCUCCAAACAGUUGGAUAUGCUUAUCGCUGGUGAAUUAGAAAAAGAAAUGGCUUUAUGGCGGAAAUCUUCUUCUGUUAUUUGGAGUACUGAAGAAGUGGAAGCAUUAUGUGCCGCAGUCACCUCAAUGAGUGGAAAAGAUUGGGAUGCUGUGGCUGAAAAAAUGGGCAAUAAGCAUAGUGCCAAGCAAUGCCGAGAGCAGUAUGAAAAGAUUUGUGUUAUGGAAAGCGUUAAAAAAGAAGUAGAAAGCGAAGAUGAUGUUAGUGAAGACGAGAGAGAAAAUCCACAACCACAGCAAGAUGCUGUUGAGGUUAAAAAUGAUAUUGCAGAAACUGAACCGGAUCCGAGCGGUGAAAGCAGUGCAACGUUAAGUGCUGAUGAAGCACCCAGUCAGGACGAUUGCAUCAUUUUAUUACCUCCAGUUGCAAAAUCACCAUCAACACAUUUAUAUAAACCAAGAUUUCGUGGUACUUCCGGACUGGGUUCAGAAACCCCGAUUUUAUCUGUUAGUAGUUCCCAUUUGCACCUGUCACAAGUCAAGAACGAAUCAGAGAUUAUGUCAUCUCCGUUAACGUAUCAUAAAUCUGACGCAAGUGCCUCCUCGUCGUCCGAUCUUUCGAACAUAGAUGAUAUAGCAAAAACGACAUCUCUACCAUUACAAUCAUCUAUUGUUGGAAGUGCACUUCUUGCAACACUUACUUCCUCCACUCCAGAUUCGAUGCCUGCACGAUCUUCUGCUCAGAUGGAAAUCGAUAAAUUAUCUCAGUGUUCAGUUCCAAUAACCAGAUCGCCAACUUCAGCAGUUACCCAAUCAGUUUCAUCUGCACUUGGAAAUAUUGUCAGAGGUUCAAUCACGCAAGGAACGCCAGUGAUGAGGCCACCAACAUCACCUACUGCCAAUAAUGAUUUAUUACUGGAAAAAGUGAAACAAAUGCAAAUGCUUUCUGCUGGAACAGUCGCUACGGGAGCACCUUUAGCAGCAGCGGUAGCAGCAGUCAGUAAUAUUGCAACAAGUUCCACGCCACCAGUACCAACACCGACACUACAACCCAUUGCAAACGCGGCUGCUGCACUUCCUUUUUUACAGAAUCCUUUGGCAGCAGCAGCUGCUGCUGCAUUCCCUACUGCUGCUGCUGAUCCAAAUAUAUCAUCGUUAGCUGCUUUCUAUAAUCAACUAGCUGCAAUGGAUCCUACUGUGCAAUAUGCUAUGACAAUGAAAAUAAUGCAGCAGGCUGCGCAACACCAUGAGUAUGAACGUCGAUUGGCUGUACUACGAGCAAGCAGUGUAGUUGACCAAUAUCGACAACAGGCUUUAGCUUUGGGUCUUUCUGAGCAACAGCAACAACAGAUGCAGAACAAUCAGCAACAGCAACAAAUGAAUGCAUUAGCAAAUGAUCAAGCAAAACUUUUGUUAUGGCAACAACUGAUGCAGCAAUCAGCUAAUAUGAAGCCGUUGCAACAACAACAACAGCAACAAACAGUACCCCAAACAAUUAAUUUGCAACGUACUGCAGCGGCAAAUACAUUGUUAACUGCAGCUGCAGCAUCUACAAAUGUACGUCCAGCGCAUUUAAGCAUUAAUUCAAAUGCUGAGCAGCAGCAGCAACCAAAACAACUUAUUCCAUCAGCAACAGCAUCGGCAACAGUACCUACAAAUAUGCUAAUUAAAGUAGCAACAGGUAGCACAGAGCCACAACGUACAUCCGUGCAGCCACUUUCCUCAACAGCUUCUCAAAUCUACAACGAUUUUCGUAAUGCUGAACAGAUGCGUAAAGAACUCGAUGAAAAUGUGCGACAAGCAGAGGCACAACAAAAACUUCAAGAAGAAAUCCACUAUCUAGAACAGCAGCGAAGACGCGUCGUAGAAGAGGAAGCUCGUAUUAGUGAUGAAUUAAGUCGAUUGUCACAAAUUGAGUAUCCACGUGCUAUACGAUCGCAAGAUGGUGAAGCUGCACGUAUUCAUCUGCAAACUAUAGAACGUCUUAAGGAACGACGUACAGCAAUGCAGCAUUAUUUGCGAGCUUAUGACGAGGGAUUAAAGUCACUCAGUGGAAGAAAUGCGUUAACUCUUUCAAGCUCUUCUGGGGUAAUAGUGAGAGGUAUGGGUGAUGAACGUACCACUGGGGGUCCUGUUAGCAAAGGUGCCAUGAAGGAGUUUCCUCCAUCGGUAGCUAGAAUUGGAGUUACGCCAUCUUCAACACAAACUGUGUCUGGUCAGAGUCUGAUUGGCAUAAAACGAACAUUGAACGAUUCUGCGCUUGCAACAGCAGUUGAAGGACGACUUGCUGGACAUAACACGUCAAACGACUCAUCUAUGUCUGAAGGGUGUACUACGAAUAGACGUUCACGUGUUGACCCUGUCAUACAUCGCAAAGGACUGGACAGCACAAUGUUUGAUUCAGGUCAAACAUCACUUCUUUUGCGUACACAUUGCCAUAAUAUGCUUUUGGAUGACGAAUUUAAUCGCGCUGAACAUAGAAAUAUGCAGAGCAGCUGUGAAAUUAAGCGGAAAUCAGGUAUUCAUACUGUUUAUUUACCAUCUUUGCCAGAUGUUCAUCAUGCUCCAAGUGUAAAAACGCCUGUCGCAAGUCAAAAGCGUGUCGGGUCACCGACUGCUACUGCAGCUACGCAUUUUGAUUGCAUCACACCUAAUAAUUCCGCACCUACAUCUCCAUAUUCGCAAUCACUUAUAGCUCAAACAGCAGCAGCAACAUCCGUAUCUCGAACAUCUCCAGCUCAACAACAACAGCAUUUUUCCCAUUUUGUACCCACUUUGCAGCAACAUCAAGCCAGAUUUUCAUCGUCACAACCAACGUCUUCUCCAAGUACUGCAGCCGCUUCUCCACAUGGACUUUCAGCGACUACCAUCCUUGGACGUCCAGCUGUAAGCCCCGCAACUAGUUAUACUUCUGGGGUACGUACUCCGGUUUCCGCACUCGUUUCACCGCGGACACCUCUUUCUAUCAAUCCAAAUCUGUCAAGUUCACAUUCCACACAUGUUUCACCACAUAAUUCAUCAAGUUUACGCGUUCCAACACCUACUACGUCUCCAUUUCAGAUGUUGGCAUUAGGAACCAUAUCGCCAAAUAUAUCAUCUCAAGGUAUCUCCAGUUCGCCGACAUUCCAAACAUCGGCAGUUGUUCCUGGAAACACUUUAAGUGCAUCGCUUCAUUCAUUGCAUGUAACAAGUGUGGCAGAUAAUAAUGAUGGUGGUGCAGGAAUGAAUACAGCUGAAAACGAAGAAAAAGAAACGCUUAUUGAAAAUCAGCAACGUUCGGAAUCUGUUGCUGUUGCCAGUUAUGAACCGCUGUCACCUGAUACCUCCGAUGUUGCUCCUGCAUCCCAGACAGGUUAUCAACUUUCUCUAAUUCGAUCUAAUUUGAAUUUACGAAUCAAAAUUCUUUCAUAUUCAAACUCAAAUUUCUAG